This is a messenger RNA of Carassius carassius (crucian carp), 2741 nucleotides long. RefSeq names its product cadherin-3-like. Gene Ontology annotation, cellular component: adherens junction; plasma membrane; cytoplasm. Gene Ontology annotation, biological process: calcium-dependent cell-cell adhesion; homophilic cell-cell adhesion; adherens junction organization. Gene Ontology annotation, molecular function: calcium ion binding; cadherin binding. NCBI's taxonomy places the organism in Eukaryota, Metazoa, Chordata, Actinopteri, Cypriniformes, Cyprinidae. The transcript is spliced from 16 exons. The coding region runs from base 127 to 2577 and encodes 816 amino acids. The record is from RefSeq and is a predicted model, not a curated record.
AGAAUCUAUCUGCUGGCUGAGCUUUACGUUUGAUUGUAAGAACAGCUGCAUUUAGUUUAAAAUAAUAGCCUAGAUGGUGGAAUAAACGUUAUAUUAUAUUUUUCCCACAGACAAUUUGCAAGUGCAAUGGAGGAUUUAGGGGUUAUGUCGUGUUGCUUUAUUACUUUCCUUUUUCAGUUGUUUUCGUGCGCAUUUGCAGAGGAUCUCGCUUCUAAAGUGGACAAAAGAGCAGUAAUGUUCAGUACAUAUGAUGAAAGCACAAGAGUUGAGCAUGUCUACAGUCAUGAGAACAGUUACAGGGAUACUGCAGUGAAUGCAGCUUCACAGUUGCAAAUACCCUCUGGUCUUCUGGUUGUGGAGUUUCCAAGCUCUUCACCGGGUCAAAGGAGAAGAAAGAGAGAGUGGGUUAUUCCUCCUUAUAACAUAGCUGAGAACUCAUGGGGUAAAUUCCCUAAAGAGCUGUUCCAGUUAAAGGCAAAAAUACAAGGAGUAUCUGAUUCAGAGAUACUCUACAGUAUCUCAGGUGAAGGCGCUGAUCAGCCACCUCUGGAGAUUUUUCGUGUUGACAAAAAAACAGGCUUUGUUUCUGUCACUCAACCACUGGAUAGAGAAAAAAAGGCAUCAUACGAGCUCAGCGCUCAUGCCUUUUCAGCAGAUGGGAAAAGAUCUGCAUCACCCACAAACCUUACUUUCAUUGUAACUGACCAGAAUGAUAACCGUCCUGUGUUUACUGAAAAUCCUUUUAAUGGACAAGUUUCUGAAGCUGAGUCAAAAGGUUUUGUGAUUAUGACCGUCAUAGCCACUGAUGCAGAUGACCCAGAAACGGACAACGGUAUAAUCAACUACAAGAUUGUCAGCCAAGAGCCACAAUUUCCAAAACCAAACAUGUUUGAUAUCAACAUUUUAUCUGGAAGCAUUUUCAUACAAGAACCAGGCAUGGACAGAGAGCAAUGGCCCAGAUAUACUUUGUUAAUUGUGGCUGCUGACAUGGAAGGAAAGGGUUUGGCAACCACUGGCACAGCAGUUAUUACAAUUACUGACAGCAAUGAUAAACCUCCUCAGUUUGAGCAAACUUCGCACGUCGUAUCUGUCCCAGAGAAUAAAGUAGGCUAUGUAGUGGCCACACUUACAGUUACUGAUGAUGACGAAGUUGGAUCACCAGCCUGGUCAACCAAGUAUCGGAUUAUUAGUGGUGACAAGGGUGGGUUUUUCAAUGUCAGUACUGGACCCAGCCAGCUGGAGGGCAUCAUCACCACUGUAAAGCCCCUGGACUUUGAGAAGACCAAGCAGUAUGUUCUGUUUGUGAUUGUUGAGAACGAUGAUCCAUUUGUCGGUUCUUUGCCCACUUCCACUGCCACAGUCACAGUGAAUGUAGAGGAUGUAAAUGAACCUCCUGAGUUUAAACCGAAGGAGCAGGUUAUUUCCAGAGAAGAAAAUUUACCAAUUGAUAGCAGUUUGGUUGAAUAUACAGCCACUGAUCCAGACAUUGGAAAAUCACAGAAGAUAACGUAUAAAAUUAGUAAAGAUCCUGCUGACUGGCUAAAUGUAAAUCAAGACACUGGGAUGAUUAAAGUCAAGAAAAUGAUGGAUAGAGAAUCUGCCUCAGUCAAAGAUGGCAAAUACAGAGCUAUCAUUCUGGCCCUGGAUAAUGAUGAUGAAAAUCCAGCAACGGGUACGGGAACCUUGGUAAUAGAAUUGGAGGAUGUAAAUGACAAUGCUCCAGUUAUUAAUGAAGAAAAAAUAGAUAUUUGCAAUCGUGAGGCCACAGUGCGUCUCUCUAUAACUGACAAAGAUGGAUCUCCUCAUGCUGAUCCCUUCCGCGUAGAGCCCCAAGGAGACACAAAGAAAAACUGGACUGCAGUGAUGAAUGAAACAAAUACUGGGAUUCUGUUGACGCUUAAGUCUGUGUUGGAGCAGGGUGAUUACAAUGUUGUCCUAAGGGUUUAUGAUAACAAUGACCUGUAUAAAGACAACUCCAUUCAAGCAACUGUGUGUGACUGCAAAGGAGAUGAAUUUCAAUGCCAAAAAACUAUUGCCGGGGCCCCACUAUCACUAUCCUUUGGAAUCCUGGCAGCCGUCUUGGUUCUGCUGUUACUUCUUCUUCUACUUCUGCUGUUCAUAAGGAAGAAACAACGCAGUAUAAAAAAGCCCCUUCUUCUUGAAGAGGAUGACAUAAGAGACAACGUCUACUGUUAUAAUGAGGAAGGUGGUGGAGAAGACGAUCAGAACUAUGAUCUGAGAGUGUUGCAUCGAGGUCUGGACAACAGACCUGAAGUGUUAAGAAAUGAUAUGGUUCCUAUUUUUCUGCCUGCACCUCAGUAUAGACCUCGACCAGCCAACCCUGAGGAGAUUGCCACAUUCAUUGGUUAUAAUCUGAAGAUUGCAGAUGAAGACCCUUCGGCACCCCCCUAUGACUCCCUCCUGGUGUUUGACUAUGAAGGAACUGGCUCGAUUGCAGGUUCACUCAGCUCCAUCAACUCUUCCAGCUCAGGACACGACCAAGACUAUGACUUCCUCAAUGAGUGGGGCCCACGCUUUAAGAAGCUGGCAGACAUGUUCGGAGGAGGAGAGAUUUAAAAGUUAUUCUGUGUUAAAUACAACAUAAUGCAUUUACAGUGUAAUUUUAUUUUCAAUUGUAAAGUGUUGGAGAUUGUGCUGGAGUCUAGGUUUAAAAGCAGAAUCCGUCUUCAUAUUCCCCCCAGUGUUAAAGGCAUAUUAGAAGUAAAAGAUAUGGGACAAUU